This is a messenger RNA of Homo sapiens (human), 3908 nucleotides long. Its product is annotated as formin-2-like. The record is from RefSeq and is a predicted model, not a curated record. Lineage: Eukaryota; Metazoa; Chordata; Mammalia; Primates; Hominidae. The coding region runs from base 2197 to 2820 and encodes 207 amino acids. The transcript has a single exon.
UAACCUGGUCUUACCAUGGCCCUGUCCCUCCCCUGGCUCUGUCCUGGUCUUAUGCUGACCCUGACCCAGACCUUGGCCCUGCCACAGCCUUGUCCUAGACCUGGCCAUGGCCCUGCGUCUGCCCUGGACCGGCACUGGCACUGGCAUGGACCCUGGCCCUGGCCCUUCACUACUUAAGGCCAUACCCUGGCCCAGCCCUGGCCCUAAUUUGGCCUGGCUCUACCCUGGCAUGCUAUUCUGGCCCUAGCCCUGACCCUGUCCCUGUCCCUGUCCUGGUCCUAGCCCCGUUGCUGGUCCUGCCAUGGCCCUUGUCCUGACAUUGCCCUUUCCUGGUUCUGGCCCUGGCCCUGUCCCAGCCCUGCUCUGGCCCUGGUCUGAACCCUGGCCCUGCAAUAGACCUGCCUUGGUCCUGCCCAGACCCUGGCUCUGGCCCUACCUCUGCCCUGGCCAUACCCUUGCCCUGGCCUGGACCCCGGUCCUGGUCCUUGUCCUGCCCCAGCCGUGGCCCUGGCCCUGCCCUGCCUGUGCCCUGUUCUAUCCUGGGCUGGCCCUGCCAUGGCCUGGUCUUGCCAUUGCCCUGCCCUAGCUUGCCCUGCUUGUGCCCUAGAUCUGCCCCGCUUGUGCCCUAGAUCUGCCCCGGCCUUUGCCCCAUCUUGGUUCUAGCCUUGACUCAGCCCUGGACCUUCCCUGACCUUGCCUCAGCCCUGGCACUACCCUGGCAUUGCCUUGGCAUUUGCCCUACUCUCUCUAUGGCCUGGCUGUGGUCCUGCCCUGCUCUGCUCUUGUUCUGUCCUGGCACAGCCCUGGCCCUGGCCCUGGCCCUGCCGUAUCACUGGCUCUGGUCCUGCCCUUAUGCAGACCUGACCCUGCCACUGCCUUGGCUUUGGCCUGGACCUUGGCCAUACAGUGACCCUGCCAUGACAUUUUCCUGGUCCUGGCCUGGAACCUGGCCCUGCCAAGGACUCGCCCUGGCUCUGUCAUGGCCCUGGCCCGUUCCUGGAUUUGGAUGUGUCCUGUCCCUUAUUUGCCCCGGCCCUUCCCUGGCUCUGCCAUACCCCUUCUCUGGGGUAGGGCCAGGGUCAGGACCAGACCAGGGCAGGGUCAGGACCAGGGUAGGGCCAUGUUAAGGCCUGAAGAUGGGAAGGGCCAGGGCAGCGGCUGGACCAGGGAAGGGUCAGGGCCAGGGAUGUAGUAGGACUAGGGGCAGAGCCGGCACUAGGGCUGAGCCAGGGCAGAGCAGGAGAGAUUACUUUAGGCUAUUACUAAAAUUUUUAUUUUAGAUUUUUAAGAUAACUAUAGUAGUAGUAAUGUCUAUACUAUGUUGUUUGUAAUAGUAAUAAUACUUGCAGUAAUCACUAAAUUUUAACUAAUACUAUCUUUGCUUCCAGUAGUGUUCUAUGAGUAUAAUUUUAUCAACAUGUAAAUAUGUGAGGCAUUGAUUCUCAUAAUAAUUCUAUAUGCUAGGUACUUAAAGCAUCCCCAUUUUCCAAAUGUAGGAAACAGGCAAAAAGAAGGUAAAUACUUGGCCAGAUUACUCCUGUAAUCCCAGCACUUUGGGAGGCCAAGGCAGGCAGAUGGCUUGAGCUCAGGAGUUUGGAACCAGCCUGGGCAACAUUGUGAAACCCCAUCUCUACUAAAAAUGCACAAAAAGAACUAAUUUAAGUUUCUUGUAGGAUUCUGGUUAUAAAACACUGGUCAAACACACAGGGCAUGGAUAGGGCAGGGCCAGGGACAAGGUCAGGCCAGGAAGGGGCCAGGGCCAAGGCAGGGCCAGAGCUGGACUUGGAGGUGUCCUGGUCUGAUUUGCCCUGCCCCAACGUUGGCCCAGCCCUGCUCUGGCACGUCCUGUCAUGCCCUGUCCCUGGCCUGAGCAUUGGCCCUGGCCCUGUCCUGCUUCUGGCCCUGCCCCGGAGUUGACCAGGCACUGCCAUGGCCCAGUCCUGCAUUGCCCUGCCCUCCUCUGCCCUGGUGCUACCAUGGCGCUGCUUGGGCCCUAGCUCUGCCUCGACUCUGGACCUGCCCUGACUCUGCUCAGCCCUGGAUCUACCCUGACUCUGCCUUGGUGUUGCCCUCCCAUCUCUAUGGCCUGGCUCUGGCCAUGCCUUGCACAGACCAUGCUCUGCCCUGCGUGCCCCAGCCUGGGCCCAGCCCUCAUCCUACCAUAUUCCUGACCCCAGCCAUACCCUUGUUCUCGCCAUGACCCUGCCGUGGCCCUCUCCUGGCCCUUCCUUGAUCCUGCCCUGCCCUUCCAUGCCCUGGCCUUGCCCUCACCCUGCAUUGGCCCUGCACUGGUCCUGCCCUGCCCUGGCACUGCCUUGGCCCUGGCCCUGCCUUCUUCCUGGCCUUGCCUUUGCCCUGCCCUGGCCUGACCCCAGGCCUACUGAGUCCAUGAAAUGGCCCUGGACCUGCCUUGCCAUCCUCUGUCCUGGCCCUAUAUUGUCCCCACCAUGCUCUGGUCCAGCGCUUGCCCUAGCCCUGUUGCUAGUCCUGCCACUGCUAUGGCCCUGCUCUGUUUUUGGCCGUGCCCUGUGCUACCCUAGCCCUGCCCUGCCUUGGCCUUGGCCCUACCAUGGCCUUCUCCUACCCUGGCCUGGCCCUACCCUGGCCUUUUCUACCCUGGCCUUGCCCUUCCCUGGUGUUGCCCUGCCCUGGCCUUGCCCUGCCCUGGCCUUGGCUUUGCCUUAUCCUGGUCCUGGUUCUGCCCUGACCCUGGCCUUGCUCUGGAUCCUCUCUGGUUCUGCUUUCUCCCUGGCCCUGCCCUUGCUCUGGCCCUGUCCCUGGACCAGCCUUGACCCUGACCCUGACAAUCCCCAGGUCUGACACUGGCCAUGCUUGGCCCUGGCCCCUCCUUUUGGCCCUGCCUUAGCCCUGUGCUAUCUUAGUCCUGCCCUGGCCCUGAACUCGCCCUGGUCCUACCCUCACCCUACACUGGCCCUGCCCUAUCCUGGCCUUGCCCUGCCCUGGCCCUGCCUUUGGCCUGCUCUGGCUCUGGUUCUGCCCUGGACUUGCCCUUGCCCUGGACCCUCCCUGGCCAUGUUUUUCCCAUGGUCCUUCUCUGGCCUUGCCCUUGCCCUGUCCCCUUUCUGGUCCUGCCAUGUUUCUGGCCCUGCCCUGUCCAGGUCCUGGACCUGACUCUGGCCCUGGACCUCCCUGUCCCUGCCCUGCCAUACCCUGGCCCGUUCCUUGCUCUACACUGACCCUGCCCUGCCUUGGCCCUGUGCCACCCUAGCCCUGCCCUGGCCUUCUGCUGACCCUGAUCCUGCCAUGGCCCUGGCCCUGCCAUGUCCCUGCCCUGGCCCUGGUUCUUCCCUGCUUCUGGACCUGGCCUUGGUCCUCUCAUGUCCCUGGCUGUGACCCUGCCCCUGGUUUUUCUCUGGCCAUGACCCUGCCCCAGUUCUGUCCUAUCCCUGGCCCUGUCUCAGUUCUGUCCUAGCCCUGGCCUUUCACAGUACUUUAUGCUUAGUAAGGGCUCCAUGGUGUCUGUGAGUUGAAUGUUGUGUUCAUAGUAUCUGCCAAAACAGAAAGAAAAAAGUAAAAUAUUUUGAUAAGAAGUUAAAGCUUUGUAUAUAAUAUGCCUUGAAUUGUAAGUGCCUGUUAUUAGUUGUAUUACAUAUGGGUCAUGGCUUUGUACACGUAACUCCAAACCAUUGAUACUGUUAAAAGGAUAUAUGAAUAUAUGAAAGAAUGUAUAAACGUAAGAAUGUAUCAGUAUCUAAUGACCUUUCCAAAUUAAUUUUUAUUUUUAGCUCUAUUAGAUUUUUCUCAGUGUAACAAAUGUUUAUUCUUAUGUAAUUAAGGGUGUGUUUCCUGUACAGAAUAUUCAUAAUACCUAAUUGAAAAUUAUAUGAUACAAAAAUAUAAUACUAUUUUUAGGCCAAGCAUGGUGGCUCAUACCUGUAAUCCCAACA